AGACUCUAGUACAAUAAAACGGGAGCACCAAAAAGGAUAAAAAUAAAAGACGUAUAUUAAUCUAGACGAAGAAGACGAAACUUAACCAAAAAAGCAGAAUACCUAAUCAAACCCUAGCUAAGUUAUUCCAUUCGACUCAACAUGCUGUGCUGUGAUUAAAACUAUAUAUAUUUAUGUUUUGUGUGUAUAUAUAGAUAUAUAUUUGUGUAUGUCUAUGUGUAAAUAAAGGAACAUGGAAAAAGAGUCGGGCACAACGAAAAAGAAGACGACAUGGAGUACAUGGGAGGAACUUUUGUUAGCGUUUGCAGUGAAAAGGCAUGGUCUCAAGGACUGGGAAUCUGUCGCCAUGGAACUCCAAAGCCGUAGCUCUUUACCCGCCCUAUUGACCGCUCAAAUUUGUAAAGAUAAAUACCGUGACCUCCGCCGCCGCUUCAUCAAUAACAACAACAGUUAUGAUGAUGAAAAAAUCAACGACGGUUUUGACGACGGAGAUGUAACGAUUCCUUGGAUAGAAGAGUUGAGACAACUCCGUGUUGCUGAGCUUAAACAAGAGGUCCAACGCUACGAUCUUUCGAUCCAGUCGUUGCAGUUGAAACUGAAGAAGAUGGAGGAAGAGAGAGAGCAGAGCUUGAAGGACGAGAGUUUAGACGAUGGCCAGAAACCAGAUCUGGAGGAUGUAAAGGAAGAGAGAUCGCAAAACGACAAUAACAGCGGUGCCGAUGGCAAACCGGAGGAGUCCACCGGAAAGGCUGGGUCCAGCGAGGAGUCAGACCGCGAAAACCGGUCAUUCAACGAGUCUAAUUCGACGGAGAACAGAGAUAUCGGUGUAAAAAACGAACCGGAACCGGUCGAGACGGGUGAAUUUAGACCGGUUCAGGAAGUUAAACCGGUAAGUGAAGAGGACUCGUAUAACGGUAGUAGUUCAGAUAGACAGGAGGAAAAGAAAAUCAGUCGCGAGUCGGGCGAGUCCAAGGAAGAGACUAAGGAAAACAGUGACGUGCAGAGCACCGCGACUUUAACGAAGAAAAGGUGGCAGCGCGGUGGUAGAAGCGGCGGAGAUGCGGUGGAGGCGGGUUCUCCCGCCGUCGGACUUAAUAAAGGGCAAGGUGCGGCGAAAUCAGAGCCGCUAAUUGAGUUUUUAGAUAUUAUCAGGUCGCAUAAGCGCGGCUCUAUGUUCAAGCGCCGGCUGGAUAGCCAGAAAACGGACAAGUACAAGAGUAUGAUCCGACAGCAUGUGGAUCUUGAAACGGUUCAAGCCCGGAUAGAUGACGGGUCCUAUUGCUCUUGCCCCUCCAAAUUCUACUUGGACCUCCUACUCAUCUUCAACAAUGCCAUUGUCUACUUCCCUAAGUCAUCCCCAGAGUCAACUGCAGCUAAUGAACUCCGUGGCAUUGUCAUGGAAGAAUUAAAGAAGAACAGAACCCAACCAAAGGAUCCAUCACCGGGACCCGGACCCUUAAGGAUCCAACCCAAGCCCGAAUUGGAGAGAUCGGAUUCUUUGCUUGCAAAACACAAGUCUACAGCUCCUAUAGUAGUCUGCCGCAAGAGAAGCUCCAUUUCAGCUAAAGCAGCAGCUUCUGGUACCAACAAGCCAGAAAAACAAGCUGAAAUUAAACCUCCUCUGAAUCCAAAGCCACCCAUAAAGACUUCUUCAAAUGAAGAAGAAAGUUCAAUCAAGUUGGGGAUGAAAGAAAAGCCUGUGACGGGGGUAAGAAGUAUGAGGAGGAGCAAUAAAGGCCGUCCAAACAAUAAUGCUUCACAAUCCAACAACAACCAAACCACGAAUACUAAGCAAACCAAUACCAACGCGGACAAAAAGGAAGAAGCGAAAAUGGAGAAGAAGAAAGAAGAAGCUAAAAAACGAGGAGCUGCAGCGGAUUUCUUGAAGAGAAUUAAAAAGAAUUCCCCGACGAAAGGAACAUUGAUGGAGGCACUGAAGAACCCUACAGAGGAUGUUGUUGUUAAAGGUAAUAAAAGAGAGCAUCAAAAGAAAAAAGUUGAUGAACGGAGAGAAACUCCGGUGAGGCGAAGCGGUGGCAGUGGCGGAGGCGGAGGCAAAGAGGAAGGUAGCCCGUCGAAGAGGAGUGUAGGUCGACCGCCAAAGAGAGGUGGGAAAGAAACUGUGCAGGAAAAGCGGGGAAGGGAAAAUAGUGAAAAGGAUGAUUCUUCAAUACGGCCGAAGAAACGGUCAAGGAGGUAAUAAAUUAUGAUGAACCAAAGUACUGAUGUUAGUUUAGUCAUUUUGCAGUGUAUAUUUAACAUUAUUGUAUUUCAGUGUUAGGUUUUGAUUUGGGAUUACAUUUUAGGUUAGUUUCAAUGUUUCAUACUCUUUUGUCCUGUAACAUGCUAUUGGCAUUUGUACCCUUUCCUUGUUACAGUAAGUCUUACCUCAAUUAGUUUAUGCUCA
Messenger RNA from Nicotiana tabacum (common tobacco), 2407 nucleotides. RefSeq lists its product as uncharacterized. The record is from RefSeq and is a predicted model, not a curated record. Gene Ontology annotation, molecular function: protein binding. Lineage: Eukaryota; Viridiplantae; Streptophyta; Magnoliopsida; Solanales; Solanaceae.